AUGGAAGGAACGUUCUCCUAUCAAGCGAGCGCUCGCCCCGUUCAAGAUCGCCCUAAAUAUAGAGAAACAUUAGCACCAACUCAGCAGUUGUGCAAUAUUGCGCACGACCCUCGUAUUUAUAAAGGUUCAACCUACGAAAGAAGAAACGUAUUAACAGAGAAAAUCGAACCAAUACCUACAUAUGGUCGAAAGACUCAAGCACGAGAUUUUGAGGUAAAACAAGAUGGUCCACCAGACGGUUUUCGUUAUAACGGAGCUCAGACAGACGCUUUUGAUGAAAAUAGUAUUAUUGUAGUUAAGCAAGAAUCAGAAAUAGCAGUCCAAACUGAUCCUUAUAACGAUCCAAAAAUUAUUCAUCGAAAACCACCGCCAAUUACUGCUGUAAGUGUCAAAACAAAAACACAAGGCACAGAUCUUUUCGAUUUCAACGAACAAGUUAAGCCAUUUGUUACAACAUUAGUACAGAAAGCUCUACACGACGCCUCGAUGGAAUUCCACGAGGAACAAGAACUCGCCAAUAUGGCACGUUAUCUUCGCGCUUUCAACCAAGCCGAGGCAAAGGAGGCCGAGAAGGUCGCAAAUAUCGAGAAGAUCGAGGCAGAAAAGUUUGCCGAGAAGGAACGCAUUGUCCAAGAGAAAUUGAAGAUCGAAGAGGCUCAAUUCAUUGCCAGAGCUAAGAUUCUUGCUCGCGGUUAUGCAGAAUUCUUUACAUGGGACCUUGCAGAUGAUGUAGUCAAACAACUUAACGCUAAUAAUUACUUUUAUGAUGAAGUCGAAAGAGAAAUCGAUCAACAGAUCAUGCCAUGGCUCUUCCAGCGUGCCGCAGAGGAGGUUGCUAAGCCAUCCAUCCCUGCUGCUCUCGCAGAAGCUGCCGGAAAUAAGGCAAACGAAAUAUUACAAGCAGAAACAGAAAAAGUUGACCAUGAAAUCUCAGAGGAAGAUGAACAGUCUAAAUCAGAUCGCUUACAAAUCCUUCGCAGGAUGAUUGGCGAAAGAAGAGUAGCUAUGGCUAUGAGAAUUAAGAAACAAAAGAGUCAGAAGAAGAAUAAAAAUAGUGAAGAAAAUGAGGAAGAAGACGAAAAAGAUGAAUAA
Trichomonas vaginalis G3 is the source of this 1092-nucleotide messenger RNA. Its product is annotated as radial spoke protein 3 family. Bases 1 to 1092 code for a protein of 363 amino acids. The record is from RefSeq and is a predicted model, not a curated record. Gene Ontology annotation, cellular component: cilium. NCBI's taxonomy places the organism in Eukaryota, Parabasalia, Trichomonadida, Trichomonadidae. The transcript has a single exon.